AUGACUCUAGUAAAGUCUAUUCUACUAGCCCUUGCGGCGGGCCACGUUGCCCAGGCUCAAUUGAAUACCGCCGCAAAAGCAGCUGGUUUGUUGUACUUUGGUACUGCUGUUGACAAUCCAGACUUGAGCGACUCUCAAUAUAUUGCCAACCUUGAGACCGCAGAUUUCGGUCAAAUCACACCAGCAAAUGCAAUGAAAUGGCAACCCACGGAGCCGUCCCAGGGUUCCUAUACUUUCACGCAAGGUGACCAAAUCGCGAGCCUGGCCAAGUCAAAUAAUGACUACUUGAGAUGUCACAACCUGGUCUGGUACAACCAAUUGCCAUCGUACAUCACUUCGGGUUCAUGGACAAACGCUACCCUCAUCGCUGCCCUGAAGGAGCAUAUCAAUGGGGUAGUUACGCAUUACAAGGGGCAGUGUUAUGCUUGGGAUGUUGUGAACGAAGCCUUGAACGAAGACGGCACAUAUCGUCAAAAUGUUUUCUACCAAUACAUCGGCGAGGCAUACAUCCCGAUUGCGUUUGCUGCCGCUGCAGCAGCUGACCCUAAUGCCAAGCUGUACUACAACGAUUACAACAUCGAAUACGCUGGGGCAAAAGCAACUGGUGCUCAGGGCAUUGUAAAAUUGAUUCAGGCUGCCGGCGGUCGUAUCGAUGGUGUGGGUCUUCAGUCUCACUUCAUUGUGGGAUCAACGCCUAGUCUUGCCACUCAGAAAGCAAAUAUGGCUUCAUUCACAGCUCUUGGUGUUAAUGUUGCCAUCACUGAGCUCGACAUCCGUAUGACUCUCCCAGAAACCACCGCUCUUGAAACUCAGCAGUCCACCGACUAUCAGACCACCACUACUGCCUGCGUCCAGACUAAAGGUUGUGUCGGUAUCACUCUAUGGGACUAUACAGACAAGUACUCGUGGGUUCCUGGUACCUUUUCUGGCCAGGGUGAUGCCUGUCCAUGGGACUCAAGCUACAACAAGAAGCCCGCAUACUAUGGUAUUCUUGCUGGCUUGCAAUCUGGCACUAGUUCUUCAUCCUCAACUUCCAGUACCCUAAUAACCACCACAACGCCCACUACUACCUCAAGUACUACGCCAACAACUACCACAACCACUACCUCAGGCACAAGUGCUGCACACUGGGGACAAUGCGGAGGUAUCGGCUGGKCUGGUCCUACGACUUGCGUUUCACCUUACACUUGUCAAGUGUUGAACCCAUACUACUCUCAAUGUUUGUAA
Talaromyces amestolkiae is the source of this 1227-nucleotide messenger RNA. RefSeq lists its product as uncharacterized. The transcript has 4 exons. The coding region runs from base 1 to 1227 and encodes 408 amino acids. Gene Ontology annotation, molecular function: hydrolase activity, hydrolyzing O-glycosyl compounds; cellulose binding. The record is from RefSeq and is a predicted model, not a curated record. Gene Ontology annotation, biological process: carbohydrate metabolic process. Gene Ontology annotation, cellular component: extracellular region. NCBI's taxonomy places the organism in Eukaryota, Fungi, Ascomycota, Eurotiomycetes, Eurotiales, Trichocomaceae.